Molecule: messenger RNA, 2647 nt
Organism: Clarias gariepinus (North African catfish)
Lineage: Eukaryota; Metazoa; Chordata; Actinopteri; Siluriformes; Clariidae
Gene: cytip
Product: cytohesin 1 interacting protein
Exons: 8
Coding region: 252-1292 (346 amino acids)
Molecular function (GO): protein binding
Source: RefSeq, a predicted model, not a curated record
AGACAGAAACAGAUGAGCACACACGGGUACGCAGACGCACAGACAUGCUUCACUUCACGACUGAUGAAACAUAACAGGUUAAAGGAAGAGAAAAGGAACUGCAAAAGUCGAAGAGGAAAACACACGCACGCAAUGCCCCAGCGGUCACAUGACACAUAUAUCCGCUUUGACACAUUCAUACUCAGCCGGCAGCUGUCAUGCUUGUUGGAUUCGGCGGCAGCUAUGAGUGAAGGCAGAGCAAGUGCAGGACCAUGACCUUUAACAUGAACCGUAAGGAAAUUCUGCAGCAGCAGAGGAGCUUGGACACUCUACAGGAAAAUCCCACCAAGAAGGGUAUACGUUGGAGACGGGGAUCUUUAAGUAAUGGAAAACAAUCUAAGAACAGAGAGUACAAUGCAGCGACGCUGACGCGGGGUCGAGAGCAGUUGAGCCGAUCAUAUUCCACUUCUCUGGUGGAUUAUACCGAUCCUCAGAGGACGACGGUUGUGUUGGAAAAACAAGACAAUGAAGCAUUCGGAUUUGAAGUUCAGACAUAUGGCAUUCAGUUAAACAGCAGCAACGAGUUAGAGAUGUGUACAUUCGUAUGCAGCGUGCAGGAGGGUAGUUCUGCAGAGACAGCAGGACUGACAGCGGGUGACAUAAUACUGACAGUAAAUGGUGACAGCAUCAAAGGAUUCACCCAUCACCAAAUCAUAGAACUGAUCCGAAAGUCUGUCAACAUGUUAAAGAUGGAGACAGUCAGUGGUAGUGUGGUCAAAAGAAUUGAACUAGAGAAGAAGAUGCGCAUGCUCAAGCAAACACUGCAUGAGAAGUGGCUGGAACUGCAGGCGCUCACCCUACAGGAAAAGCGUCUUACUCGAGGAAACCUGAACAUCAGCUCUGAGCAUCCAUCCAUAGAGUCUCUCAUGUCUCUGUCGUCUCCCAGAAGUCGCUCUGGAUUUCGCUUCUCCAGUGACAGCAGCUGGCCGAGCGUGCUGACAGACGAAGCCAGCGAGGACGUGUUUGAUGAUCUCAGUCCUUGUAGUCCUCACAAACCCAACUGCGACUUGUUCGGCACCACGUUUCAGCCAGAGGGGGCGCCAUCAAGGCCGACUCUGUGCCGAACGCGCAGUAUCAGUAACGGCAGCAGCUGCCAGUCACCCACGUGGGAUAACACCCGGGCUUCCUCGUCCUCCUCCAGCUCGGUGUUCGCCACACUGCCUCGCCGAGGGAGGAAGGGCAGCAUGAGGAAAAACCUACUCAGACUGUUACCUGGAAUGAACUCUUCUCUCGAAGAAGAGGAGGCCACCUGAGACUGAGACUGAGACUAAGAAGCCAAAAAAUGAAGCUGAAUGUACUGUAUGCAUCUUGGGUGUAAAAAAUGUGAAUAGUGGACUUCUGAUGUCUAAAAGACUUCUUAUAAAUUGUCCAGGCUAAUACUGAUAUGUUUGAAAAAGCGAUUUGCAUAUGAAAAACACGUCGAAAGGUUUUCUGUCUAGACUGAAAACUAAAAAAGUCAGCAGGUUACCUAUACAGUGAACAUGUGUAUAUUUGUGCACAUCACCUGAGCUGGAAGGUUUGUGCAUUUGAUGCAAAAGCCAAAGAGUUUGAUGUGGUCUGGGCCAGAAAAGAAGGCUUUGCAAAAGGAAAAAAACAGAGAAAGCAAAUAUGUUUGGCAAUGCCAGUGAUCAUGCAGCGGCAUUUGGUGCACAGCAAUGAAUACAAAGUGAUCCAUUAUACAUGCAGAAAUACUGAGUUUUAAACUGACUUGUGAUUAUGUCAUUGGUUUAUUUUCAUUUUCUGACUCAUUUUCUACAACAGCAGCCCUGACAGUUUUCAGCUGCAAGACAAACUACUUUAUUAGAAUCAAAAGCUAAUAACAAAGACAAAUGUAUGAUUGAUGAUCUAUGGCUAAAGAAGAUAUUUAUUCGACAUUUCAAUCAGCACAAGUUCUCCACCAAGGGAAAGUCUUCAGGAUGUAUUUCUUUUUGCCUUAUUAAUUUUAAGGCAGAGAUAAAAAAAAAAGAGACAAAUUGUUGAAGAGCUACAUCACACAAUGCUAUCACUGUCUUUUUGUUUCGGAUGCAUCAGAUCUUGGACCAGUGCCCUCUGGAUUUCUGGCUAUGAAUUACGAAUUUAUAGAAAGAGCAUUUACAGAUAUCUUGCAUAUUUCAUAAGUGUGAAAAUGGUGUUUUUUAAUAUUUAUUGGUUUUGUUUUAAAUGUAUGCAUGCAGUCUGUCAAGGCCAUGGCCUAUUCAUAAUUCUAAAACAUGUAGCAUUUCAGAAGAUACAUUCUAGAACCUAUGAUAUUGUAGAACCGGGCCCCUUACUGGCUUGGGUCAAAAUAGGACAAAGCCACACAUCAGCAUUACUCACACGCACACUCUUGCAUGCAGAUACCCUUGUGUGCAUAAGAAAGUAGCACAGGGUGCAUAAUAAUAAUGUAUAACCGAAAAUACAACAGUAAAACGUUGAUUUGUGUGUAUGUGAAGCAUGUAAACUGCUUUAUUUGCAUUGAUGUGAAAGCUGUCUUUCCAAGCUUGCAUUAAACAUGUAUGUGUGCAUGUGAAAAGUGUGAGAAUGAGACGAGUGUGAUCACGCAAUUUUCCGUUUAACCCACAUGCGCAUAUCACUUAAGUGUAGCAAUAAAUAAAACAAAGCAGCAAUG